UUUUUUUUGUUUGUUGCGGAGGAUCCGUAGCGUGCACUCACGAUGAGAGAGAAAGCGAGACAGUUUUCAACAUGCAGCUUUUCCUCCGAUGUCCAGUUUUCUGUUGAUCGACGUGGUUUUGAGUUACUUUAGAUGCUUCUCAACACAUUUCCGUUAUGCGAAGUCCAACUUGUUGGUUAGUCGUCGUGCUGCGGUGGAUGCCCAUCCGAGAUAACGGAGAACCAGUGAUUCUCAGCCGCUCUGGUUACUGCAAUGAAUGGUAACACUAUCCAUCCAGUCAACACCGCCACAACAGCAGGAGGAGGCCCAGGCGUGGCAGCGCCCCCGAGAGGCUGGAGGGAAUUCUGCGAGCUACACGCCAUCGCCACAGCCCGGCAGCUGGCUGGACACUACCGGAGCUUCGCCAGAGAGCGGCCACAACAUGACGUGCUCCCACCGGAGACCUUUUCCAAGCAGUUCACCGACCUCUUCCAGCAGCACUUCUGCUGCGAGGUCGACAAAGAUGGCACUCCACUCAGCCAGAACACAUGCUCCACCGCUAGCGCUUCCUCCACCACUCCAGUGGCCCCGCCUCUUCCAUCGCAGGCUGUGAUUGGUCGAUUGCGGAUCACAUCUUUUUCUGGGGUGCAGGACUAUCGGGAGGCAGGCCGACAGAGCGGAGGAGCCGCUCUCUUUACUGUGGUGUCACCGAAAGUGGAGCCGGUGGUGGUGAGCCGGGAACAGGAGCAGCCGCUGCGAUGUGCUGCAGGAAACCCCUCAUCGGGGAACCCCGUGGUGCUCAGAGGGUCGCCUCGGAGCAUCGGCAGCGGGUCGCUGCUGAUUCGUAGCCAUAGCAGCGAGGAGAUCUCUGGCACUGAUCGUCGUCAGAUAUCUGAACGGUACUCCUCUGACUCCUCAAAUUCUAACCCCACACACGCUGACGUCACACAUUUCUCCGUCAGCCAAAUCCGGCAAACCGUAAGACGGCUUCUCAAGAAACUGCCCAGCCCCUCCUCAUCCCAGGACCUGUCUCCUAGCAACCCCAACCCCUCCAACAACAACAAUCUCCCAAAUAAUGGUGACAGAGUGGGCGGGAUUUCCUCCACAAAUGAGGAAGUGUCCACCUCCUCCUCGUCCUCCUGUCUGAACUCUGAAGCCACGCAACCAACCUCGUCAAACAUCUCUGUGGCCGGGGUAGCCUCUCACUUCCUGGAUCGUAUCCGUUCAUUACGCACCGGAAGCAUGAGGCAGAGGAGGUUAGAGGUGAGCGGCUGCUGUAAAGAGGGCCAACUGAGGUACUUGCUGGUGGAUGACACUAUCUCAGACUCUCAGCCGCGCUGGCAACGCUGCCGCCUGCUGGUCAGGAGGAUCAAGGACACUCAAGUUGGAGGAGGAGGAGGAGGAGGAAGAGGAGGAGGGGAGAGGUACCAGUUGGAGCUCUAUGAUCCUCCAAAGGCCUCCAGUCCCAAGCUGACGACUCACUGCUCAGAUAUCCAAGAAGUUCGUCGCUGCAACCGGCUGGAGAUGCCUGACAACUUAAACACAUUUGUUUUAAAGGUUAAUCGAGGUAGUCUGAUAUUUGAGACGGACAACGACCAGCAGGUCAGCUCCUGGACCACAGAGCUAAAAGAAUGUAUCAGCAACAGGUCAGGCAGUGUGGAUCUGGAGCCUCUCCCCUCCCCAGCUGACAGCUCUGCUCCAGCCAAUCACAGAGGGAGCUCAGAGUUAAGAAGUCAAAGCCCUGCUACCUUCACCCUGCCCGAGCUUGCUGUCCAGAAGGCCGAUCACUUCCUGUUCUCCUACCCCUGGUUCCACGGGCCCAUCUCCCGCGUUAAGGCCGCCCACCUGGUUCAGAGCUCUGGACCGGAGGGACACGGAGUGUUUCUGGUCCGACAGAGCGAGACACGAAGAGGAGACUACGUCCUCACGUUCAACUACCAGGGUAAAGCAAAGCACCUGCGCCUCUCGCUAACAGAAUGGGGUCAGUGCAGGGUGCAACACCUGCGCUUUCCCUCUGUUAUGGACAUGCUCAGCCACUUCCGCCUCUUCCCAAUCCCGUUAGAGUGUGGAGCCGCCGGUGCCGUCACACUGUCCAGCUUUGUAGUGGCGGGCUCCAGCCCUCCAUCACAGGGUCAGCUCUCAGGCGCUCUCCUCGUCCCUUUCUCCCUCCAUCGGUGGAGCUCUGAGCCCAGCUUGGCUCACUGCAGUCUGGUCCGCAGCUCCAGUCAGCCCCGCUCCUCCUGCUCCACUAGCACCACCACCAGCACCACUUCCAGUCCCAGCUCUGUGUCCCAGCAGGGAAGCCGCCCUUUCACUCGCACCAACCCCGCCCCUGACCCUCCUCCGCCAGCCCCUGCUCCUCUCCGUCGGAGUGAAUCUGUGGGGAGGCGACCCCUGCUGCGCCACCCAAACCCUCACAUCCCUCAGCGGGACUCAGACUACGAGCUGGAGCCUGACCGAAGUCGCAAGCGGGCGAUAGACAACCAGUACAUGUUGCUUUGACCCGCUGACUCCUCCAUCAUUUCUGACAGACAGCUGUCACCUGUGACACCAUCACACACACGUGGUACACACACAUUUUGUUACCCAGCUUCACACGUGUGUGAGACUCUCAGAGAGUGCUGAUGCUGACGCGAUUAUAGCAGACUCAUGAACAUGAGCCAAUAAGUCUUUGCCAAAACACACUCACACUCACUCUAUCUGUGCCGGGAGUGUGUUUUCCAGCAUCAGACACCACAGUGAAUGUAUUUUUGGGAGUUUUAUAAUAGGUUUUAAUAUAAUGAUUAUUCUCCUUUUAUUGAUGUUGAGGUUCUGUGUGAGAGAGGGAGAGCCACAUGGUAGCUGUCCUCGAGCCCGGGCAAAAAAAAAGAAAAAGAUUUGAGACAUGUUUCUACUCAUUUGAAUUUAGAGGCGCGCUUGAUCAACUUCUUUGGCAAGCUGGUUUAAUCAAGUGCUCCUUUAAAAAUAUUUAAGACAUUUACCCUUGACACACAGAAGUUUGUGUGGAGUAAACUCCCAUAAUUUUACACAAACACAAACGAGAAAGCACUCUUAUUUUAGAGUGCCGACAUGCUCUAUUAGAUAUUCCUCCUCUUGCGUAUUAUUAUAUAUUUAAGUGCACAACGCUUUCAGUGCACCUUGGAAACAAUGUGUAUUUUUUUCUAUACACAGAUUCUUUUAUAGAAAAAUUUAAAAAAUAAGUAGAAAGGGGAAAACUUGGUUAAAGUCAGCUGGGAAGCUCUUAUUAAAAAAAAAAAAAAGUAAAACCUGAUACAGAGAACCAUAGGAAUUAUUCACACUUUGCUUUCAUCAGCACUGUUCUGUCGCUGUUUGGUGUGUGUGUGUGUGUGUGUGUGUGUGUGUGUGUGUGUGUGUGUGUGUGUGUGUGUGUGUGUGUGU
Plectropomus leopardus (leopard coralgrouper) is the source of this 3378-nucleotide messenger RNA. It is a transcript of the gene sh2b3, whose product is annotated as SH2B adaptor protein 3. The record is from RefSeq and is a predicted model, not a curated record. Gene Ontology annotation, biological process: intracellular signal transduction. Gene Ontology annotation, cellular component: plasma membrane. NCBI's taxonomy places the organism in Eukaryota, Metazoa, Chordata, Actinopteri, Perciformes, Serranidae. Gene Ontology annotation, molecular function: transmembrane receptor protein tyrosine kinase adaptor activity.